AUGCCAAAAAUUCAAAAAGAAAAUAAUAAAUGUUUUACUCUUUUCUCAAAACGUGAAAUUUUUUCUGCUGAUAAAAUUAAUAAAUAUGUUGCUCUUAAAGACUUUUUAGAAAGUUUGGAAAAACUCCAAAAUGAACAAAUUGCUUUAAUCUCUCAAAUUGAAGAAAAAAUGCUGAUUAAUAGAAAGAAUAAAAAUUACAAUAUUGCUAAACAAUGGUUGGAAAAAGUUCAUAAAGGAACUAGUUUGGAAUAUCCAUUCAACUUUAAUGUUAAAUAUAUUACUAAAAAUAAUGAAACAUUUAUUAUCCAAAGAAGUUUACGUAAUCAUGGAACACCAAACUAUAAUUUUACAAAAAAAUAUAAUUUAAAUUUAAAACUUACUUAUUGUGAUAGUUGUGAUUCAUUAUUCAGACGAAAAUAUUGUAAAAAAUGUAAACGAAAACUUUUUAAUGAGGGAAAUGAUUUUAAUAAAGACAUUAUUAUUGAUAUUUCAGAUUAUGAGUUAACAGCAUCUGAAAAAUUUUCAAUAUAUGAAAAUGAUGAUUUUGUCGUAAACGAUAAUAAUAGUGGAAAAAAUUAUUAUUAUAAUGAUUGUAAAGCAUAUCAUUUUUCCGAAUUUCAUAUUUGUGUUACUAUUUCGGAACAAGGGUUUUCUGGUGAUUUUACAAUUGCUAAGAACCAAAUCACAGAAUUAAUUGCUAUAAAUCUUAAUUUAUUACAACAAAAAAAAGAAAUCAUUGAUAAAUAUGAAAAUGAAGUCAAAGAAUUUUUUAUUAAUUUAUUGGUUAAUCCUGACCAAAAUGAAGCAUAUGAAAAAUGUUCUGUUUGUAAAACCUUUGAAGAAGCUAAAAUUAAAAUUACAGAGAAGCAAUUAAAUUAUAUUGAUAGUUAUACUGGAUUUCGUAAAUUUCCUGAUGGAGCUGAAUAUAUGUUUAGAACAUUGAUUUAUUUUACAAUUACAGAUCAAAUUCCUGAAAAUACAGAACCAGAAAAACAUGAUGAUUGGUUUCUUUGUGAUAUGAAAGAUCUUAAAGAUCAACUUCUUACUGAUAGUUUAAAACUUAAAUUAGAUAAAAUUAUUGAUAGUGUGGGAAGGAAAUGUACUAGUUUGAAGCAUAGUAAAAAAAAAAAAAUCAAUAAUGAAGAUAAUAAUGCUAGAAUUGAGAAUGAGAAUUUUUUAGUUGGCACUUCAAUAUCUGAAAGAGAAAUUGUAGAAAAGGAUUCAAGACAUGGAAAUUUUCAAAAAGAAUAA
This is a messenger RNA of Dentiscutata erythropus, 1251 nucleotides long. The record is from the annotation of a GenBank genome assembly. NCBI's taxonomy places the organism in Eukaryota, Fungi, Glomeromycota, Glomeromycetes, Diversisporales, Gigasporaceae.